AUGGCGAAUGCCGAAGUGAGCGUCCCUGUGGGUGAUGUGGUGGUUGUACCAAGUGACGGAAACGAAGGGGAGAACCCGGAGGAUACCAAAACCCAAGUGAUCUUGCAGCUCCAGCCGGUGCAGCAAGGUUUCUUUAUCGAUGGACGCUUUCACGACAGGAUUUACCAAGAGGGCUCGGAGGCCAGCGCCGCCGUAGUGGCCGGGGAAACCCACACCAUCCACAAGCUAGAAGAAGGGAUCGACCCCAGCACCAUUGAAACGAACGAGGAAAUCGAGAUCGCCUAUCCCAUCACCUGCGGGGAGAGCAAAGCCAUCCUGCUCUGGAAGAAGUUCGUCUGUCCAGGAAUUAAUGUCAAGUGUGUAAAGUUCAAUGACCAACUGAUCAGCCCGAAGCAUUUUGUUCACCUGGCUGGGAAGUCUACCCUAAAGGACUGGAAGAGAGCCAUUCGCCUCGGGGGAAUCAUGCUGAGGAAGAUGAUGGACUCGGGGCAGAUCGACUUCUACCAGCACGACAAAGUUUGCACCAACACCUGUCGAAGCACCAAGUUCGAUCUCCUGAUCAGCAGUGCCAGAGCACCGGUGCCAGGGCAGCAGAGCGUGGUGCAGACUCCUACAUCAGCUGAUGGGAGCAUCACCCAGAUUGCGCUGUCGGAGGAGAGCAUGGAGGAGGGGAUCGAGUGGAACUCAGCUCUGACAGCUGCCGUCACCAUGGCCACUGAGGAAGGCAUGAAAAAGGACACGGAUGAGAUCUCGGAGGACACGCUGAUGUUCUGGAAAGGAAUAGCUGAUGUGGGGCUGAUGGAAGAGGUCGUAUGCAACAUCCAGAAGGAGAUAGAAGAAGUCCUAAGAGGCGUUCAGCAGAGGUUGGGUCAGUCUCCCUUCCAGAUGACAGAUGCUGCGGUCUUGAACAACGUUGCCCACACGUUUGGGCUGAUGGACACAGUCAAGAAGGUUCUGGACAACAGGAAAAACCAGACGGAGCAAGGAGAGGAGCAGUUCCUUUACACCCUGGCAGACCUGGAGCGGCAGCUGGAAGAGCAGAAGAAACUGGCCAAGGAUCAGAAGGCGAAGUCCCAAACCAUCCAGAACGUGGUGCUGAUGCCCGUCAGCGCUCCCAAGCCCCCCAAGAGACCCCGCCUGCAGCGCCCGGCCUCCGCCACCGUCCUCAGCCCCUCCACCCCCAUCCAGCAGCCGCAGUUCACCGUCAUCUCGCCCAUCGCUAUCGCGCCCGUCGGACAGCAGUUCUCCGUGGGCAACAUCCCGGUGGCAACCAUUAGCCAAGGCUCCAGCCCGGUGACUGUUCAUACCUUGCCGUCCGGCUCCCAG
Molecule: messenger RNA, 1326 nt
Organism: Mesitornis unicolor (brown roatelo)
Lineage: Eukaryota; Metazoa; Chordata; Aves; Mesitornithiformes; Mesitornithidae
Gene: GMEB1
Product: glucocorticoid modulatory element binding protein 1
Exons: 9
Biological process (GO): positive regulation of transcription by RNA polymerase II
Cellular component (GO): nucleus
Molecular function (GO): RNA polymerase II cis-regulatory region sequence-specific DNA binding; DNA-binding transcription activator activity, RNA polymerase II-specific
Source: RefSeq, a predicted model, not a curated record